AUGAUGGAAAGUAAAAGGAGACUAGAAGGAUUGAAGGGAGUUCUCUCGGAAUUGAGCUCUGUUUUGGUCCAUGAAGAAGCAAAUGAUUCAGAAGUCCAAAUUAAAAGUAGUGGACAGCAAGGAAAUCUCACCGAAAUCAAUACUUAUAACUUUUCACAGGACGUAUUCAAUAAAUUAUCAGAAUCGAACAGGACAAAAAAACGCAAGCUUCGUGUCACUGAAGAUGUCUCGAUUGUUGCAGAAAAGGAAGACCUAAAUGUAAACAAAUCUGCUUUAUCUGAAGAUGAGAAUGAGCGCGAUGGUAUUCCUCUUUUUGUGCAGGAUUCUUCUAUAUUCUCUGACAUUGUCGAUGAAGAAGUCGACACUGCCAAUGCUACACCACUUUACGAUAGGAAACAAAAACUGACUUCAGUUGAGGAAACUCUCAAUACUACCAAUUGCAACUUUCCUUCGCAUGAGCUGCGGCACUUGAUGACCACAUUCCUAUACCAAUCAUCUCAUUCCAAGAAGUUCACGCUGCCGUCUAAAUCAGCAGAGGAAUUGAAAGCAAUUAUCAAUGAUUUUAUUGAUUCUCUAGCUCGAAGUAUCUCCAGCAUGAUUGCCAAUAAAGAAACAAACAGUGUAGAUAGACCAACUAUACUGAGGCUCUUUUCAAAAUUCGGAACAGUUAACAAAAAAACUACAAAUCAGGAACUAUUUGAAAUAUGCAGGCGUUACUUAAAUCUUGAAGAUUUAAAUGAACUGGAAAUAUCGUUAUUUUCAUGA
Kluyveromyces lactis is the source of this 765-nucleotide messenger RNA. RefSeq lists its product as uncharacterized. Bases 1 to 765 code for a protein of 254 amino acids. The record is from RefSeq and is a predicted model, not a curated record. The transcript has a single exon. Lineage: Eukaryota; Fungi; Ascomycota; Saccharomycetes; Saccharomycetales; Saccharomycetaceae.